AUGCCUGAGAGACAAGUUCGUUUUGCCACUUCAGUCUCUUCGGAGGCUGGCGACUCACUCUCUCCAGAUGUUGGCGACAAAUGGACCAGCAUGUUGUUCCAUUCCAAUCCCACUCAACAUCAUAGUGUUGUAUCAACUGACUUGCCGGUAGAGGCAUGCCCUGCAUUGCAUGAGGACCCCAUAGAUUGGUGGGGCACAUAUGUCCCUUUAGAGUCAUGGGUUCCUCCCAAACCGGAUACCAUUCCGAGAUUCCAAGGAAUCGUCGGAUUGGAAUCCUACCCAAUAUAUAAAUUAUAUAAAUUACAUUCCGAGCUACCCCAUUGCUAUGAAUAUCAGGUUGAUUCUGUAGGAAAGAAAGAUAAAAAUUAUGAGCUGUGUUUUAAUGGCAACUUUGAUGAGGUCACAAGCAUGCUGUCAGACAUGUAUGUUGUAGAGUUGCUCCGGAUGCCCAACUUUUUGACAGCCCAGCAUUCCUGGUCAACUGGAGACAUUGGUUUGUCACCGGCCAUCCGAACAUCGGCAGAAGGCUGUACAAGACUGGAAGAAGAUCCAGUACAAUUGACCACAAGAACUCACUCCUUCCAUGAGGAUGUUGAAACAACGCUUCCGACGUAUCAUCCCUACGAUUGUGGAUGGGAUGACACCAUUUCGAACGUGUCGGUUUCCCCUCAAGUGUCUUCACCGAUGGAUCCGUAUGAUUGUGGAUGGGAGGAUGACAUGAAUGUUGCAUCUGAGGAAGCAACCAUGCCAUUAGAGGAAAGCAAGUUACAUCAGUUGCUUUCUGAAAUCACGACUGACCCAUUGCUAGCAUUAACAGAUGAAAGAUUGAAUGGAGCAAAUCCAACCAAAUUGUCCGACCAGCCUACCGACGAGAUGACAUUUCCUAUGGAUGAUCCGUACAAUUGCGGAUGGGAUGAUCUGAUAAUCAACAAGACAGUGCCCCUGAACGAGUCACCGCCAGAAGAUCCAUAUGACUGUGGAUGGGGUGGUAACGUGACUGCUGCAGCACUGCAAGCAAUGGAUGAAAGUGCGUGGGUCAUUUACAAAGCAAUAUGUGAGCUGACCGGGCGUCAGGAAUGGAAGAUCAAAGAUCCGAUGCAGGAUGAUCCUAUGGAGGACAGCAAACCCGCCAAAAUAGCUUUGAUGGCCGAUCCUUACGAUUGCGGAUGGCAAGAUACCACAGCUCCGGAACAUGAUAUUAUGCCAGCAGUCCCCGCUGACGAUCCAUAUGACUGUGGGUGGGGUCUAUCUAUGAAUGUUGAGACCCCAUAUCCGGAAAUGAUGGAGGCAGAGGUUGCAAAUGAUCAUGCCAACAACAGGCAGACAGCUAGCAUGAUGCUUUCAGGCGCUGGCAUGGAAAGCACGGAUGACCUUUAUGAUUGUGGGUGGGAAGAUCCGAUGGAGGGACCAACAAUCAUGUGGCGAUCAGUGGACCAGACAUUCAACGAGGAAACGGAUAUUCUUGACCUUACAUCUACGUCAGCCAACCAAUCGGUGGACUGGACAUUCAACGAGGACACGGAUGUCAUUGACCUGACGUCUCCAUCAGCCAACCAAUCGGUCAACCGAACAUUCAAGGAGGAAACGGAUGUCAUUGACCUUACAUCCACAUCUGCAAACUCAGAGAGAUCCAUGUCUCCAACCAAACCCAAUGCGUUCCAAGAGCAUAGGACACAGCAACUCAUUGUUGUGCCAGGGGCUGGACUUGUAUAUGACUCACGACCAGGACUCAUGUUCAUGGCCAACCAGCAUUUGUUUGGUGCAUACACGGAGGCAAGAGAUCGGGUCACUGACCUCGGUGCUGAUGUCAUAAACAUCCACCAUUUACUUAACAUUCACCACUGGAUCAUGUACCCGCUAGAUGCGAUGAUAACCAGAGUGGAGCAGCAGAGGGAUAGUAUGCAAUGA
Suillus discolor is the source of this 1908-nucleotide messenger RNA. RefSeq lists its product as uncharacterized. The transcript is spliced from 11 exons. The record is from RefSeq and is a predicted model, not a curated record. The coding region runs from base 1 to 1908 and encodes 635 amino acids. NCBI's taxonomy places the organism in Eukaryota, Fungi, Basidiomycota, Agaricomycetes, Boletales, Suillaceae.